Molecule: messenger RNA, 890 nt
Organism: Protobothrops mucrosquamatus (brown spotted pit viper)
Lineage: Eukaryota; Metazoa; Chordata; Lepidosauria; Squamata; Viperidae
Product: TBC1 domain family member 1-like
Exons: 4
Coding region: 87-890 (267 amino acids)
Source: RefSeq, a predicted model, not a curated record
UGUGGAAGAGCAAGCUCUGAUCAAGAAGAGGAGAAGACAGUUGCCACCGGAGCUGGUCACCCACUGUUGGGUCUGCUCUUGUUAGGAUGUCACCCCUGUUCAACUGGGUAGCAAAGGUGCCUGAGAUUAUUAGCACCAUCAGACAAGCAGGGAAGAUCGCCCGUCAGGAAGAACUUCAGAACCAACUUUCGGAUGUCGAGGAUCAUUUUAGCAAGAAGUUUGAGGUGCUGUUUUGCGGCCGGGUGACCGUAGCCCACAAAAACGCGCCUCCGGCCCUGAUAGACGAGUGCAUCGAGAAAUUUAACGAUGUGAGUUAUACCAAAAAACUGGACGCGCCUCAUCCAAAUGACACCGCCGAUCACGCCUCAAGUGGAUUUUCCAUAAGUGACAAAUUCCUCUCGGUUUUCCAGCCUCUGGUGAGCGAGGAACAGGCCGCUCAACCUAUGAGGAAAUCUUACUCUCAGCCUGGACUCCGUUCUUUUGCUUUUAAAAGGGACUUGCAGACCUGGAGCCUGAAGGGUAACAGCUUGGCCAGAUCCUUGGAUGAUGACGAGGUCCUAACUCUGAACUUAAAAAGUCAAUUUAUCCAGGGGCAAAACGUACAGCCGACGGAUAUCGCCGGGAACCGGAUUAUGUUGUUCACGAUUGGGCAGUCCGAAGUUUACAUCAUUAGUCCUGAGACCAAAAAAGUAGUCAUUGAGAAGAGCUUUAAAGAAAUUUCUUUUUGCUCACAGGGGAUUAGGCACGUGGAUCACUUUGGAUUUAUCUGCAGGGAGCCUUCCAAAAACGGAGGCUUCCAUUUUGUGUGUUAUGUAUUCCAGUGUGCAGAGGAAGCCCUGGUAAGAAUUGGACAAGCUGGCAAAAAGAUUGUAUUAUUUGAAAUGCUUUGA